AUGAUUGUAAAACUUCAUUUAUUCUUACUUAUUGCAAUCUCUUCGUGUGCAGAUAAUGUGACAGAAAUGAUUGAAAUAACAGAACUCAGACGCGUCCAUCUAUUGGAUGCUGUAGGUGUUGUGAUUUCAACAUCUAGCGUCUUACGUUGCGCCGCUAAUUGCAAUUCGUCGUGUGUGUCGCUAUCGUACCACGAUGAGACAAACACAUGUCAUAUCUAUGAUUUCCUAGUCAGUAAUGACACAUUGGAAUCUAAAACAGAAAAUGGAUGGAGAUCGUACAGGAGAAAUAAGGGUGAUUGCCCGACUGACAUUGGAUACAUCUACAAUUCCUCUCUUGACUGGUGUUAUCGGCUGGUUACUGGAUUGGACUAUAAUAUUCAAGGCGCAGAAUCCUUCUGUAACCUUGAUGGGGCACAUCUGGUCAGGAUUAACUCCAUGUUGAGACAGCUACACAUGACGGAUUAUCUGAAGUCUAAUGGAGUAGCAUCGGUGUAUGUUGGAGGUCGUUCUGAAAACAAGGAUAAUAAUUUCUUCUAUGAUGAUGAAACACCUUUACAAUUCACCUUUUGGGAUAGUGAUCAACCCUGGCAACAAACAAGCAUCUAUAUCAUAUUGGUUGGAAAUAAUUAUGUAUGGAUGAACGGACAUGGAACACAACCACGUGACUUUGUGUGUGAAAUACUUGUAUAA
Molecule: messenger RNA, 690 nt
Organism: Ylistrum balloti
Lineage: Eukaryota; Metazoa; Mollusca; Bivalvia; Pectinida; Pectinidae
Exons: 3
Coding region: 1-690 (229 amino acids)
Source: RefSeq, a predicted model, not a curated record